Messenger RNA from Punica granatum (pomegranate), 1561 nucleotides. NCBI's taxonomy places the organism in Eukaryota, Viridiplantae, Streptophyta, Magnoliopsida, Myrtales, Lythraceae. The record is from RefSeq and is a predicted model, not a curated record.
AAUGUUCUGAUGUACGGAGACACGCGGCAAAGAUGUUCUGUCUUUCUGACGGCGACGGCGGCGUCGUCACCUGCAGUAGAAUUGAGUAUAUGAGCAGACAGAACAGCGGAGAUCGGCCGGCGUCCAAACCUCUUCUUUCUUUCAAAUGGCAGAGGAAGGAGCUGUUGCAGAGCGUUGACUUGGUCAAGAAGAGUGCAACUGAUCCCUCACCUACACCCAACAUCAACCCCUCUCUCCGCCAGAGGGCAUGGCCAGAACCUCGGGGAAGCUCAGGUCGUCGAGCUCCGGGCUCUUUUCCGAUCGACCUGAAGUCGAAGAUCACCUCUCCCUUGGAUGCUCUGUUUCCGAGCCUCCCCCCAAGCUCCAGCUGCGUGAUUUGCUUGACAUCACGCCUUCCCUGACAGAGGCUGCUGGGGCAAUUGUUGAUGAUUCCUUUACACGAUGUUUCAAGUCGAACCCGCCGGAGCCGUGGAAUUGGAACGCCUACUUGUUCCCUCUGUGGUGCUUUGGGGUGGUAGUUCGAUAUCUUAUCUUGUUCCCUCUGAGGGCUACAGUGCUUGCAAUAGGGUGGAUAGUAUUUCUCUCAUCCUUCAUCCCUGUGCACUUUCUGCUCAAGGGGCAUGGUACACUGAGAAAAAAGAUAGAGAGAGGCCUGGUGGAGCUGAUGUGCAGCUUCUUUGUGGCAUCAUGGACUGGUGUCAUCAAAUACCAUGGGCCCCGUCCCAGUAUGCGGCCUAAACAAGUUUUUGUUGCUAAUCACACGUCGAUGAUAGAUUUCAUUGUCUUAGAACAGAUGACUGCCUUUGCUUUAAUUAUGCAGAAGCAUCCUGGUUGGGUUGGACUGGUGCAAAGAAUAAUCCUGGAAAGCGUGGGAGGCAUUUGGUUUAAUCGGUCAGAGGCAAAGGAUCGGGAGGCCGUGGCGAAGAAGUUGAAGGAUCACAUCGAGGGAACCGGGAACAACUCUCUCCUCAUAUUUCCUGAAGGAACUUGCGUAAACAACAAUUACACUGUAAUGUUCAAAAAGGGUGCUUUUGAACUCGGAUGCACUGUUUGCCCUGUUGCAAUCAAGUACAACAAGAUUUUCGUGGACGCAUUCUGGAACAGCAGGAAGCAAUCCUUCACAAAGCAUCUGUUGCAGCUCAUGACUUCGUGGGCUGUUGUCUGUAAUGUCUGGUACUUGGAACCUCAAACUAUUAGGCCCGGGGAGACCCCCAUCGAGUUUGCAGAGAGGGUCAGGGAUGCCAUAUCCAAACGAGCAGGCCUUAAGAAGGUCCCGUGGGAUGGAUACUUGAAGUACUCCCGCCCAAGCCCGAAGCAGAUGGAGGAAAAGCAGCAAAGCUAUGCGGCUGCGAUGCUGCAGACUCUGGAGGUGGAUGCGAAAUAGGGAUGAACGUCCCAAUGUAAAUGCCACAUGCAAUGUUUCUUAUACAACGUGAAACAGAGAAUGGCUCUUGAUGGGUCCUGUAAAUGUCGCAUACGAUGUUUUUUCUUACAGGGGCUUAGGACUUUCCAGUAUUGCCUGUUAAAAGAGUAAUACUGACAGAAACUGAUUUUCUAUGAA